AUGACACACUGGCGCGUUCUCGCCGCUGUCGCGGCGAUGAAUUGGGGUGGUUUCUUCAUUUAUGACAUCCCAGCAUCACUGUCGACGCCGUUAUCGAAGCACCUCUCGCUUUCGGACCAUCAGUUCGCAUUCUUAGUCUCAGUCCUCUACACUGUCUACGCAAUUCCCAACACCGUCCUUCCCUUUCUCACAGGCCCGGCAGUGCAACGGUUCGGAGAGCGAGCGGUGCUCUUGACUAUUACAUCAAGCAUAAUACUCGGACAACUGCUAUUUGCUGUAGCAGUCCACACUAGGCUCGAGUUAGGAAUGAUUGCUGGCCGCGUCCUGAUAGGGAUUGGAGGAGAGGUGGUAGGUGCGGGAAGACUAGGCAGCGUCGCCAACACAGCUAUUAUCCCCCGAUUGAUCGAGCUGUACGAUGUGACAUCAGCAACCUGGAUAGCAACAGCGCUCUCCCUUGGUGGCGUAACUCUAGGCGCCAGCUAUCUCCUAAGUAUCACGAAACGCAGUUACGAUUACUCUCAGGUCGGAGAUGAGAAUAACCCCAAAUUCAUCGUUCCGCUAUCGUUCCGUCAAUACCCCUCCAGUUACUGGCUACUGGCCCUGAUCUGCUUCCUGAGCUACGGCUGCCUGAACACGUUCACCAAUUCCGCACAACGCUUUCUAGCCACGCGUUACUACCACGGAGAUCAGCGCGCAGCUGGAUCAGCUUUGAGCAACAUAUUCCUACUUUCCGCACAUGCAAUUUUCUUAACCGGUGUGAGCACCAGCCCAACCCUCCCGCUAUGUCUCCUCGGCACGGCCGACGCCCUAUUUAGCGUCUCCUUCUGGGCCAGCGUCGUGCGCAGCCUUCUCCCCUUGUCUCUUCCCACCGAAACGCAUCCCCAAAACACGCCUCUUCUAAAGACUGAGGACGGGCGCACAGAGCAGGUCUAUGUAUCAAAUACGGUCUCAGACAAUUCCGAGUCGGCCAGAGAAGGUUUUGCGGAUGAAAGAAGGGCAGGCGGGCCCGCCGUGCGUCGCAGUGAUGCAGUACGUACACUGGGCCUAGGAAUAAUGUCUAGCAUGCUAAAUACCAGCACGGCGGUUAUUCCUGUUGCCCUGGCGGUGAUGGAGAAUCUAGCUGGGCUAUUGGGACUAGAGGCUGUGUUUUUGACGCUAGCGCUGGCGGGAUUUCUGGCGACUGUGAGAUUGGCGUGGAUCUGAGACCAUGUCUGCAUCGUGCUAAACGAUCUUUGUCCUAAUGACUCACGAUGCUAUAGAUUUAUGAAGAUUUGCAGUUCGGAACAGUGAUGAUGAUGCAUGGGUGAGUAUAUGGUGUCUGGCCAUCUAACCCACCAUUCUUGGUAAUCUGGCAGACUUCGAAAGGUUCUAGAGUGGCUCUGUUUGCUUUGAGGUUUUGAUGGGUCUGAUGCUCCAAGGUUCUUGUAUAAUUUCCUAUUUGCGCCUUUUCCUCCACGCAAACUUAGCAAUGAAGUCUUCGUAAACUCAAGUA
This is a messenger RNA of Aspergillus nidulans FGSC A4, 1492 nucleotides long. RefSeq lists its product as uncharacterized. Lineage: Eukaryota; Fungi; Ascomycota; Eurotiomycetes; Eurotiales; Aspergillaceae. Bases 1 to 1203 code for a protein of 400 amino acids. The record is from RefSeq and is a predicted model, not a curated record. Gene Ontology annotation, cellular component: endomembrane system. The transcript has 4 exons.